Molecule: messenger RNA, 6042 nt
Organism: Thamnophis elegans (Western terrestrial garter snake)
Lineage: Eukaryota; Metazoa; Chordata; Lepidosauria; Squamata; Natricidae
Gene: ANO1
Product: anoctamin 1
Exons: 28
Coding region: 618-3749 (1043 amino acids)
Biological process (GO): chloride transmembrane transport
Cellular component (GO): plasma membrane
Molecular function (GO): protein dimerization activity; chloride channel activity
Source: RefSeq, a predicted model, not a curated record
GUCCAGCCGCACCGACUGAAGCUCUAACAGCUCCAGUUCCAGCUCCGGCUCCCAUCUCCGAGUAGAAGGUCGCCCAGUUUCGUCGCCGCUCUUCUUCCUAGCCGGCAGAAAUCACGUGGAGGGCUGGCUCCUUUCCCAGUCUCCGCGAUCGCAGUAGCGGCGUGGCUAUUUUAAAGUCACCCCCCCCCCUCCUCCUCUCUAAGCCAAGGAGUUCCUCCUAGCUUGGGACCCGUCUCAGUUUCAAACCUGCGGCUCCCAGGCAAUAAAGGUUUAUACUCGUAGGCGCCUUGUGCGAGCGCCCGCGUCCGGGGUAAAGCAGUGGAAUUUCGCCUUGCAGGAUUUCGAAGCGCCCCGUUUUCCCGCUACGCCCCUCUCCCCCCCACUCCCUUCAAUCCCUAUGUAAGGCUGCCUCGGGGUAAUGGAUUCCCGAGCGUGAACUAUUAAACUGCUUCUGGCAAGUUAUGCUUGCUGCCUGCCAUGCGGUUGUGAGCUGUCUUGAAUGAAACGCGCCCGGCGGGAGAGAAGAGAGCCAAACUGAGGAGGAAGAAAAUAAUAAUAAUAAUAACCCAGGACGCGUCUCUUUCUCUACUCCAAGUUUUCAAUUCAGCCGCCUCGAGAUGGAUGGGGAUGGGAUUCACCUCCACAGAAUGGCCCGCGCGUCAUACCCUGACAGUUCAUUUCAUGGGGUGGAGUUUCUCCCAGAAAAUUUCAGAGAUGCUUCUAAUGAAACAACAAUGAGGAUGAAUGAGAAAUACUCCACAUUACCUGCCGAGGAGAAGGGAAUCCACAUCAUCAACAUCAGAGCUAUUGAAGACAUCGGCUAUGUUCGCACAGAAAGUACACUAUUAAAUUCAUUCUCACAAGAUCCAGAUGCCAACUGCAAAUAUGGACUUUUUUUUAGAGAUGGCAAAAGGAAAGUGGAUUAUAUUCUGGUUUACCACUACAAGAAGUCCUCAUUUGGUAAGACACUCACUCGGCGAAUCCAUUUCAAUGAUAUGGGACCUCGAAGCGUUAAGCAAGACAAACCACUUCCUGGAAAAGGAGGGCAGCUUAGCAUGGAUGAAGGUGCACCUCACAUGGAUUAUCAUGAAGAUGACAAGAGAUUCCGCAGAGAAGAGUAUGAAAGCAACCUUAUGCAGGCUGGCCUUGAGCUGGAAAGAGAUGAAGAUACAAAAAUACAUGGUCUUGGAUUUAUAAAAAUUCAUGCUCCUUGGAACGUUUUGUGCCGUGAAGCAGAGUUUAUGAAACUGAAGAUGCCCACAAAAAAGGUGUAUCAAAUUCAUCAACCUCAUGGCCUUUUGAAAAAGAUCAAUUCUGUAAUCCAAAAAAUAACAGAACCCAUUCAACCUAAAGUGGCAGAACAUAAGCAUCAGACAGUGAAACGACUUUCCUAUCCUUUCUCAAGGGAGAAGCAACACUUGUUUGACCUCUCUGAUAAAGACUUCUUUUUUGAUAGCAAAACUAGAAGUACCAUAGUUUAUGAAAUACUGAAAAGAACUACAUGCACCAAAGCCAAGUAUAGUAUGGGGAAAGGAGAGGGAAGAAAGAAGGACACUACCCUUUUAAAUAAAAGACGAAAAUGUGAUAAAUAUGGAAUCACCAGUCUACUUGCCAAUAGUGUUUACAGUGCUGCAUAUCCCUUGCAUGAUGGUGAUUAUGAAGGUGACUAUGUCGAGCCUAAUGACAGAAAACUCCUGUGUGAAGAAUGGGCAAGUUAUGGAGUAUUUUAUAAAUAUCAACCAAUUGACUUAGUUAGGAAGUACUUUGGUGAAAAGAUUGGACUAUAUUUUGCCUGGCUGGGAGUUUAUACACAAAUGCUCAUUCCAGCUUCUAUUGUGGGAAUUAUCGUGUUCCUUUAUGGUUGUGCAACUGUUGAUGAGAAUAUACCAAGCAUGGAGAUGUGUGACCAGAGAAACAAUAUCACCAUGUGCCCCUUGUGUGACAGAACAUGCAGCUAUUGGAAAUUAAGCUCUGCUUGUGCCACUGCUCGGGCUAGCCAUCUUUUUGAUAAUCCAGCCACUGUCUUCUUCUCAGUCUUCAUGGCUCUCUGGGCUGCUACCUUUAUGGAACACUGGAAGAGAAAACAGAUGCGUCUGAAUUAUAAAUGGGAUCUUACUGGUUUUGAAGAAGAAGAAGAGGCAGUCAAGGAUCACCCAAGAGCUGAGUAUGAAGCAAAAGUAUUAGAAAAAUCUCUCAAGAAAGAAUACAGAAACAAAGAGAAGGGCCAGCAAUUGCCAGAAGAGGCAGCUAACAAAUGGCGACAAAGAGUUAAGAGAGUCAUGGCUGGGAUGAAAUUGACUGAAAAAGAAAAACUGACAUGGAAAGAUCGGUUCCCAGCAUACUUCACAAAUUUUGUGAGCAUUAUUUUCAUGAUUGGACUGACAUUUGCUAUUGUUUUUGGGGUUAUUAUAUACCGAAUCUCCACUGCAGCAGCUUUAGCCAUCAGCUCCUCUCCAGGAGGCAGGUCGAAUGUUAGAGUGACGGUCACAGCCACUGCAGUAAUUAUUAAUCUGGUGGUGAUAAUAAUCUUGGAUGAAGUAUAUGGCUGCAUAGCUAGAUGGUUGACUCAGAUUGAGGUUCCAAAAACAGACAAAAGUUUUGAAGAACGACUUAUCUUCAAGGCCUUCCUUCUGAAAUUUGUGAAUGCUUACACACCCAUUUUCUACGUUGCUUUCUUCAAGGGUCGAUUUGUUGGACGCCCAGGAGAUUAUGUCUACAUUUUUCAUUCUCUUCGAAUGGAAGAGUGUGCUCCUGGUGGUUGCCUGAUGGAAUUGUGUAUACAACUUAGCAUUAUAAUGUUGGGCAAACAACUGAUUCAGAAUAAUCUUUUUGAAAUUGGCAUCCCGAAAAUGAAAAAAUUUAUAAGGUACUUGAAGUUGAAACGACAAAGUCCUGUAGAUUAUGAAGAGCAUAUGAAGAAAAAACAGCGUUAUGAAGUAGAUUAUAAUCUGGAACCUUUUGCAGGACUUACUCCAGAAUACAUGGAAAUGAUAAUCCAGUUUGGUUUUGUAACCCUGUUUGUUGCAUCCUUCCCAUUGGCUCCCUUGUUUGCAUUACUAAACAAUAUCAUCGAGAUACGUCUGGAUGCAAAGAAAUUUGUCACUGAGCUUAGGAGGCCAGUUGCAGUGAGAGCUAAAGAUAUAGGAAUAUGGUAUAAUAUCCUCAGAGGGGUAGGAAAAUUGGCUGUGAUCAUAAAUGCAUUUGUGAUCUCAUUCACAUCUGACUUCAUUCCACGCCUCGUGUACCUGUAUAUGUACAGUGAGAGUGGCACCAUGCAUGGCUUCGUGAACCAUACACUAUCCUAUUUUAAUGUCAGCGAUUUUCAAAGAGGAACUGCUCCAAAAGAUGAUAUGGAGCUUGGCUAUCAAGUGCAAAUAUGCAGAUACAAAGAUUAUAGAGAACCUCCAUGGUCUGAAAAUAAAUAUGACGUUGCAAAAGAUUUUUGGGCUGUGCUUGCAGCAAGAUUAGCAUUCGUAAUAGUGUUUCAGAAUUUGGUUAUGUUUAUGAGUGACUUUGUUGACUGGAUUAUUCCAGACAUUCCCAAGGACAUUAGUCAGCAGAUUCACAAGGAGAAAGUUCUCAUGGUAGAAGUCUUCAUGAAAGAAGAGCAAGGAAAGCUGCAGCUGCUAGAAAAUUGGAGGGACAAGGAUCAAAGGAGAGGUGAAAACUGUAACAGUCACAGUCCCAGGUCAUCAACGAGCCAUAGAGGGAGUGUGUCUUCCUGUCACUCAUGCCACGUUGAGGUAUAGAAGAAGACAGUGUUUUAUGCUGGGGCAUUCCAUUCAUAAAGCAGCCAAUAUUUACAUGGUAGAACUUCAUACUUUAUCAACCUGGUGCAUGUUUAAGCAUAUGCGACUGUUUUGCUUAUAUCUAUGUGAGAAAUAAUGUUCUUAUGAACAGGGAGGACCAUAUUCUAUUUCUGACAAGUUUUCUUUUUUUUCUUUCCUUUUUUGCACAAAAAUAAUGCAGGGAUUUUUUUAUAUCUAUAAAUAGAUAGGUAACUUGCAUAGUUAGCUUAGAGCUAUCACUGUUUUAUUUUUUAAAAGGAGAUAGGAUUCUGUAGACUCUUCUCUGAGAAUUUUAUAUUAGCGUAUUUAUUAAACUAGGAUAAAAUGUACGAACCAAACUACAAAUAUUGGAAUAAUAGGAAGUCACCCAUUCCUGAUAAGCUACAUCUGGGGUCUUGCAAUAUGCAAAUCAUAAAAAUAAUAAUACUAAAUACUAUACUGUGGAGUGCUUUUUGCAAGGCUGUGGCAACAAAGCUCUGACUUGAAUCUGCUGACUUUUUCACAAGCAGAAAUCCUGUUGAGUUUCCUUGAUGAUAUGUUGAAUACCUGUAUUUUCUCCUAAGUGAAUGCAGGAGCAAGAGUAUUUUGUUUUCCAUUUGAGAUUCUUGCCUCAAUCCAUCACUUCCAUCCUCAUUUCAUUUACUCUAGUGAAUAGAAUAGUCAGACUCGAAUCACUGUAAUCUUAGUCUCAACACUAAUGAGAGCAAAUCACUUUACUGUCUUUCAUAUCUUCUAUGAAAGAUGAACAAUUUGUGGAAGGGCAUUUACUUUAGUAAUUCAAAGUGUCUAAUGCACAUUCCAGAGGGGGAUUCCAGAGAACAAAAAGAAUAUCAGCAUCAGCACAAUUUCUCCAAACACUAAAGGACCUUUGAAGAAAAAGUGUCCUGAGUGAAGAGCACACACACACACACACACACACACACACACACAAACACAAAUACACACGCAGACAAAUACUAGCAAAUUGCACUGCCCACCACAAACUUGGAAUCUUUGUUGCUAAAGGAUCACAUUAACUAUAUGUAUUCUCAAUUAUGGUUCUAUGUCACCUCUGCUCAGUAAAGCCAACAUGCUAUAUUGAAAGACAUUACAACUUUCUAAAAUAAUUAAUGUGAUCCUGUCAUUUAACUGGCCAAAGGGCUAUUGUAGCUCAUAAUAUCUUAUAUAGUAAAUAAUUUGGCUCAGCAGCUCAUUUCUAAAUAUUAUUCUUUUCCAUAUUUAUAACUUCUCUGCCUUGUGCAAAUCUGAUUCAUUUGUCUUGCUCUCUUUCACAUUGAAAUGGUCAGAGUUCAUUUGAGCACCAUUCCAGUGAAAUGUGGGCCUUUCUUUCUUUCUUAGUAGGUAUCAUAUUAUAGAGGUUAUAAGAUAUGAGUAUCAUGGAGCCAGUAGAGUACAAACAUGUGGAAUUUUGUCCUCUUAUAAUAUUAGAGUCAUUUUAUGAAAAUUGAUCAGAAGCAAAUCAGAACAGAAAAAAGGAAAUAUGGUGCCACACAAUUCACGAUUACCAAAUUAAGAGAUUACAUCAUCUACUGAGAAUAGAUUAAUAAAUGAAAAGUAAAAUAGUUGGUGCAAUUGUUCAGAGGCAGUACAGAAAAUUAAUGUAGCAAAUACACAACAAUGUAAAGUUAUUACUUUUAUGCAUUGCUAGUAAAUUGCAUGGAAAUACUUCAAAGGUGCUAGGUGUGAUCCACUAAUGAUAAUGUUAAAUUAUGGUAACAGUCAGAUAAGUUGCAUUUUAUUUUUGUUUCUUUUGAGAUUAUAUACUUUUAAAAAAAUAUUCAGAUAAGAUUUAAAAUGAGGAAGUGAAAAGGGUUAGCAGAAUUAAGAAGUUCGCUUCAAAGGAAGGUUCCCCUGUGCCCAUCUUCCUGAACAUCCAAAAAUGACAAUGAAAAGGUAAAUACAAUGGACUUCCAAUGAAGCCUAGCUUUAUUUUGCUUCUUCAAAGUGCUAAAUGUUUUAAUUCGCACUAAUUAAAAUUGCUUUGGAAUGGAGAAGCAAUUUAUAAUCUUUGCAAUCUUAAAAAGCAGUCGAACAAUUCAAGGAGAUGAAGGUAGAAAUAAAUGUUACAAAAACUAGCAAACCAAAGUGGUGAAUAGAGAAAAAUACAUUACAGAUUUUGAUAUAACAAAAGUUUUUCCUGGAAAGUCAUGGAACCUAUGAACAGCAAUCCAAUUACUGUGUGUCAGUGAAUCCUAAGAUUUGCCACAACAGCAUGUUGUAAUGCAGUUUUGAGCAUAUCAAAGUCCAGCCAAAA